GGACGUGCGAAGGCGGGACUUCUGGUGGCGCCGUAUUUUUUUUCCGGUUGUUGGCUCCUGCCGACCCCUCCCUGACUGGGCCCUUGGGCCCUCAGCCCCUCGCCCCCCGCGGCCCCCUGCCGCCGGGCCCGCCGCCACCAUGAAGAAAUUCUUUGAGGAAAUCAAAGCUGACAUCAAGUUUAAGGGCGCGGGGCCUGGACAGAAGCUCACGGAGUCGGUGGGGGAGAAGGCCCCCAAAGGAAAGCCCAACCAGCUGGCACUCCAGCACCCCCGCCAGGGACCCACCGAUGAGGCGCAGAUGGCAGCGGCAGCGGCCCUGGCCCGGCUCGAGCAGAGGCAGCCCAGGGCCCGGGGCCCCGUGUCGCAGGACUCCAUCCGGAACCAGGUGAGAAAGGAACUUCAAGCCGAGGCGACUGUCGGUGCGAGCCCGGAGGCCCCCGGGACCAACAUGGUACCCGAGGCCAAAGAGGAAGGCUCAACCCACCUGCUGGUGCCUGGCGUGUACUUCACCUGCCCACUCACGGGGGCCAUCCUGAGGAAGGACCAGCGGGAUACCCACAUCAAAGAGGCCAUUCUCUCUCACUUCGCCACUGACCCGGUAGCUGCCUCCAUCAUGAAGAUCCACACAUUCAACAAAGACCGGGACAGGGUGAAGCUGGGCGUGGACACCAUCGCCAAGUACUUGGACAACAUCCACCUGCAUCCCGAGGAGGAGAAGUACCAGAAGAUCAAGCUGCAGAACAAGGUGUUCCAGGAGCGCAUUAACUGCCUGGAAGGGACCCACGAGUUUUUCGAGGCCAUUGGCUUCCAGAAGGCAUUGUUGCCGGUGCCGGAUCGGGAGAGCCCCGAAGAGUUCUACGUGCUGAGCGAGACCGCCCUGGCCCAGCCCCAGAGCCUGGAGAGGCACAAGGAGCAGCUGCUGUGCGCCGAGCCCGUGCGGGCCACGCUCGCCCGCCAGCGCCGCGUCUUCCGGCCCUCGCCCCUGGCCUCCCAGUUCGACCUGCCGGUCGACUUCUUCAACCUCACGGCUGAGGAGGUGAAGCGGGAGCAGCGGCUCAGGGCCGAGGCGGUGGAGCGGCUGAGUGUGCUGCGCACCAAGGCCAUGCGGGAGAAGGAGGAGCAGAGAGAGAUGCGCAAGUACAGCUACACGCUGCUGCGCGUCCGCCUGCCCGACGGCUGCCUCCUCCAGGGGACCUUCUAUGCCCGGGAGCGGGUGGCCGCACUCUACACGUUUGUCCGGGAAGCUUUGCAGAGCGACUGGCUGCCCUUCGAGCUGCUGGCCUCUGGUGGGCAGAAGUUGUCGGAGGACGAGAACCUGGCUUUCAAUGAGUGUGGGCUGGUGCCCUCAGCCCUCCUGACCUUCUCAUGGGACGCCGCAGUGCUGGAGGACAUCAGGGCUGCGGGAGCUGAGCCAGACUCAUCUCUCCUGAAACCCGAGCUCCUGUCGGCCAUCGAGAAGCUCUCGUGAAAUAAAAGCAGGGUUGGCUUCAGCCCCCCUGGGUCUGUCUUAUGCUCUCCUGCCUCCCCCCACCCCUGCUCCUGGCCCGGUUCCUCCUCCACUCCAGGGCCUCCCAGCCUCCUCUGGGACCAUUUGCACAGCCCAGAGUGGCUUGGGCAGGAGAGGGCCGCUGGUUGGCCUGUAACCCCACCCAGAGGGCUUUCAGGGGACAGCUGCUGUCCUGGCUUCCUUGGUAGCGCUGGGUCUAAGCGUUCUGCUGCUAUUAAGCUGUUUAAUGGAACCCCAGGUACUAUAGAUGGGCACCUCCCUGGGCAGGAGAGCGAGCCUGCAGCACGGGCCCACGCGUCACAGCUGGCCCUGAAGCUUCCCUGUGGGGUUGCCAGUAACACUAGCACAUGAGGGAGACGGAGUUCUGUAACAUUAAAUUCUGAACCCGAAUAAACAGGCUGUUUGACUAGUC
Molecule: messenger RNA, 1919 nt
Organism: Rhinolophus ferrumequinum (greater horseshoe bat)
Lineage: Eukaryota; Metazoa; Chordata; Mammalia; Chiroptera; Rhinolophidae
Gene: UBXN6
Product: UBX domain protein 6
Exons: 10
Coding region: 140-1468 (442 amino acids)
Cellular component (GO): cytoplasm
Molecular function (GO): protein binding
Source: RefSeq, a predicted model, not a curated record